AUGCAACAGACUCGAUUUUUCGCGGAGUCGUUAAAACAUCUGAUAGGAACGUGUCCGUUAGAGCCAAGAGAUAUUCCUGCAUUCUUUGAACACGUAGAGAAAAUUUUUCGAAACUAUCACGUAGACGGAGAAAUUAAAGCCAAUUUGUUGAUAAUGAGUUUGAACGAAAAGGCCAAAACGUGGUUACAUACUAUUUCCGCCGACGGUCUGAAGGAUUAUAGCGAAAUUAAAAGACUCAUUCUGCAGGAGUUCAGGUUAAACUCGACAAAAUUGAGAGAUGAAUUCUUUGCCCUGAGAAGACAGAAAAGCGAAUCGUACACGAGUUUCGGGGCGAAAUUAUACGGCACGCUGAACCACUAUUUUCAAAGCCGUAACAUUACGGGAUUAGAAGAUGCAAUGAAAUUAAUAUGUGCAGAUAGAAUGAAAGAGUUGCUAUCAAGACAUACUCUGGAAUUUAUUUUGUCACAAGAGCAAGCAGCUUCCUGGAUGAGUCCUGACGUGUUGGCACAAACGAUCGACAAAUAUGAAACUGCCAUGAACAUGAAAGUUUCGAGCGACAAUACAUGUAUGCCGGAGAGUAUCAAUCAGAUACAAUCAUUUCGAGAAAAUGAGCACCAGAUGUAUAGAAGUAGCAACAACAAAUCAGCUUCACCCAAACAAACCUGCUUUUCUUGCGGGAAGAUUGGUCAUAUUGCAAAGCACUGUACAUGGAAAAAUAGAAUUACACCUACGGCCACUAGAAAAGUCAUGCGCUGUGAGACGGACAAAAAAACGCAGAGACCAGUUGAAAUCGAAUCACCAAUAAGAACAAAGGAAGUUGUCAUUGAAGCAAACAAACUUUAUGAUCGCAAGUACAUCGAAGUAAAUAUUAACGACGAGAUUGAUCAAAAGGCGUUAAUUGAUAGUGGAUCAGAAAUAUGCUGCAUCAGUGAAGAGAUCAGCUACCAGUUAAAAUUACAGCCGGUAGACACUAUAGCAAUAAAGGGAAUUGGACAACAUUUCGACCAUACGAAAGGUGUAUGGAUUCAGAUCAAACCUACUUGGCUAUUAUUAACUCCAAGUGUCGUUGACUUGAUCGAGGAGAUGAAAUUCUAUGACGUCCCGAUUCCACAAACAAACCUGUCAGAAAUUGAUGAAUCAAUGAAGCUGCAAAAGAUGCAGGAUUCGGCAAGUAAGAGAAACGAAUUAACCUGCGAUAACCCGGUGGUUGACAAAACCGAACAAGUAAAUCCAGUGACCGUCGAAGUCAAACUAGUUGAAAGGGAAAUAGGGAAGUCGGUAAAUGAAGCAAAAGUGAAGAGACAAGAUCCGAUGUCUGACGUAGAAGAAUCAACCGACGAAGACCAGGAAGUUGACAAACCCGAUUUAGAAGAGACGGGAAGUAGGGAUAGCGCGGUUGCUGAAAAAUCAACACUCCUUGAAGAACAACUAGCGUGUGAAUCAUUAAAAAGGUGUUGGGAAUACGCUAAAACCGGAAAACACAACUUCUUCAUAGAAGAGGGCGUUGGAGGUAUGUAA
Molecule: messenger RNA, 1518 nt
Organism: Helobdella robusta
Lineage: Eukaryota; Metazoa; Annelida; Clitellata; Rhynchobdellida; Glossiphoniidae
Exons: 3
Coding region: 1-1518 (505 amino acids)
Molecular function (GO): zinc ion binding; nucleic acid binding
Source: RefSeq, a predicted model, not a curated record